Molecule: messenger RNA, 863 nt
Organism: Magallana angulata
Lineage: Eukaryota; Metazoa; Mollusca; Bivalvia; Ostreida; Ostreidae
Exons: 8
Coding region: 276-863 (195 amino acids)
Source: RefSeq, a predicted model, not a curated record
CAUGCGUCCUUCCUUUGGACUGGGAUGGUAAAUGGUACGACAGCGGAAACGGAAACAUAACAUUUGACAAUUCAACUUCUACAAUCAGUUCAGGCUGGUCUCUUUCAACACAUGGUUCAACUCUCAAUUCAUGGACAUGUCUAGCCAGUAAUUCUACCGGCAAUUUGUUACUUUUUAGAGCGAAUUCUUUCGUGGAAUCGUCUGGGGUACCUCAAAAUGUAUUCAAAUGCAUAAAGUGGAAGAGAAUAACGGAUAACUCAUACAUAUAUCACAUUAUGGAAGACAAGAUUGGUAGUGGGGAAAGAUUGCUUAUAGAACCUUACAACUCCGCUGUGACAACGUGGUCAACAGACACUUACUGUAGUCCUUCUUCACCUCCGUCCGAAGAAGAGUUUCACACUUUGGUGAAAGAAGGGAAGGAGUCCGAGGUAAAACAAUGGUGUCCAGAGCCCCUGAGGGGAUCGUUUAGCUACUCCCACAAUGAUGGAUCCACCGUUACGUGCUCAGUUUCGUCUGACCUCUCCGUUUGCCCAGAUUGGACAACUAUGACUUUUGACUAUUCAAAGUGCUCAACAGUACAGGCCUUCAGUCAAGAAGGAAUCGUCAGUUGCGUAUACUCAACAUUAGUUGGUUCCACUUACUUUGCAUCCGUUCUGAAUCCAGGAGAAGUGGCCAGUUCAACAUACAAUAGAUUCACUUGCUUUGCACUUAGUGAAAAUGGUGGACAGGUAAUGAUGAGUGACAGCGCCGGAAGUUGCGCAGCUGGACAGUCUCCCACUACCAAAGCAACCACCGGAAGUGGAGUAUUGACCCUCUCAAUUAAAGACUCCUGUUUGAUAAUCAAGAAAUCACAUUCAACUUGA